Molecule: messenger RNA, 1698 nt
Organism: Phytophthora infestans T30-4
Lineage: Eukaryota; Oomycota; Peronosporomycetes; Peronosporales; Peronosporaceae
Product: synaptic vesicle glycoprotein, putative
Exons: 6
Coding region: 1-1698 (565 amino acids)
Biological process (GO): transmembrane transport
Cellular component (GO): membrane
Molecular function (GO): transmembrane transporter activity
Source: RefSeq, a predicted model, not a curated record
AUGGGCGGUCGCAUGACGACAAACUCGGCGGCACCUGUGAGGACGUGGGGCUCUCCGGACGAGAAUUUGGUGCUUGUGGACGAUGUUAAGGCGCUGAAGCAGGCGGUACACGACGAGAUGGAACUCAUCGGUUGCGGCUUCCACCAGCAUCGUGUCGUCACAGUUCUAGGUUUUGGAAAUGUGGCUGAUGCAGUGGAGAUUCUGGCAAUUGGAUACAUCUUGACAGUAUACGAAGACUCCGAAGGCGAGAUGACACCAUGGGAGUCCAGUCUGUUGACGGCUGCUGUAUUUGCUGGAAUGUUGGCUGGUGGAUUGGUGGGUGGUGUAGCUGGAGAUCUCUAUGGUCGUAAACCAGUUUUACUCGUGACAUUGGCCAUCAAUGCCAUCGCUGCCUUUUUGUCAGCUUUCUCACCGAAUGUGUACUGGCUUAUCUUCUUCCGAGCCAUGGCGGGUGUAGGAGUGGGUGGAGUGGUGGCUUCACUCUUUGCCUUGUGUCUGGAGCAUGUCCCCGUGUCGGCACGUGGACGAUAUGUCACUAUUUUGUGCUCCUUCUGGAUGGUGGGCGCAGUGUUGACAGCGGGCACAGCGUGGGUGAUGCUCGGCAAAUAUAGUAAUGGUGAACGGAUACUGGAGCUGUCGUGGCGCUGGUUCGCCGGAGUGGUCGGACUACCGUCAUUCACGUGCUUUUUGCUGACGUUAUGGCAUGUUCCUGAAAGCCCGCACUUUUUAGCAAGUAAAGGUGAUGCACAAGGAGCUACAGCAGUGCUGCAGUAUAUUCACGGAGUGCAUCAAAGUGGGCGUCACAUUCAAAUUAAAUUCUCGAAUGAAGAUGAGAGUGAUGAUUAUAACUCGCACACUGCUGUAUGCAGUCGUGAAAGUCUGCGAGUUCUAGCUCGUCUAUUUGAAAAACCGAACGCAGGGCCGACGUUGCUCUUGAUGUUGUGUGGAUUUACGCUGAGCUUUGGCUCCUACGGUCUGUCCACAUGGAUCACGAAGCUAUUCAAGAGUGCAGGACUAGAAAACCCAUUCGAGAAUGCGUUCCUGUUUGCCGGAGCGAAUCUACCGGGAAACGUGGUCAGUUUGUAUCUGAUAGAUAUUAUAGGCCAUCAACGCCUAUUAUCUGGCGCACUGUUCACUUCUGCCUUCUGUGCGCUACUAUUUGCCUUUAAUGUGGAAGGCUCCAAGACGAUCAUUGUAUUAGUCUCGUGUCUCUUCAACGCGUCUACCACUGCGGCCUGGAAUGGAUUCGGCGUUCUUUCGACUGAGAAUUUCCCUCAGGAACUUCGAACUUCUGGAAUUUCAGUAGUGAAUUGUUCGAAUCGCGUAGCAGCCAUCACGUCACAGUUUGUGAAUGGAUUUCUCAUGGGUCCUCCGCCUCAUCUUGAGGCUUUAUUGUUAGUCACGACCACUGUUAUGUGUGCGGGUGGGAUUGCCUCGCGCUGGAUUGCUCAUGGCGGGGAUGACGACAUCGAUGUUGUCUGCAAGAGUGAAAGCAGCGAGGAUACUGAAGCAGACCCUGAAGGUUCACCCAGUUUGUGCGGAGACGAAGGAGAACAUGCAGGUCUGAUUCGACAUGAUGUUCUUCUCAACGAGAAGAAAAAUGUGUCGCCUAAAAGAAACAUCAAAAAUGGAGAUGAAGCUGGUAAAAAACAGUUAGUGCAACGAGCUCCAGUCGAACGUACUAACGUCUCUGAUUAA